AUGAACCCACCUGACCCAACUCAAUAUGACGCUCUUGGUUUUCUCGAUUGUGUGAAAUCGGCGUAUCCUGACAGCCGGACCACUUACACCGCGUUUUUACACAUCUUGGCAGAUUUCAAGGCUGAAAGAAUAUCUGUAACGGAGCUCAUGUAUAAAUUCAGAGACCUCUAUCGGGACAAGCCUCAACUCUUCAGGGGUUUCGGGCAGUUCUUGCCUGAAGGGUAUAGAAUUGAAGCUGAUGGUACUGUCGUCACUCCUCAUGAUUAG
Molecule: messenger RNA, 267 nt
Organism: Colletotrichum gloeosporioides
Lineage: Eukaryota; Fungi; Ascomycota; Sordariomycetes; Glomerellales; Glomerellaceae
Exons: 2
Coding region: 1-267 (88 amino acids)
Biological process (GO): regulation of DNA-templated transcription
Molecular function (GO): transcription corepressor activity
Source: RefSeq, a predicted model, not a curated record